This is a messenger RNA of Nymphalis io (European peacock), 2740 nucleotides long. RefSeq names its product sodium/hydrogen exchanger 9B2-like. Gene Ontology annotation, cellular component: membrane. Gene Ontology annotation, molecular function: antiporter activity. The transcript has 13 exons. Lineage: Eukaryota; Metazoa; Arthropoda; Insecta; Lepidoptera; Nymphalidae. The coding region runs from base 1041 to 2618 and encodes 525 amino acids. Gene Ontology annotation, biological process: proton transmembrane transport. The record is from RefSeq and is a predicted model, not a curated record.
UUUAUUGAUUUCUUCUGAAUGAAAAAAAAUUUGAAGGCCUAAGUAGCAUGGCAAAUACGAUUACUUCGAAGUAAAAGCGUAUAGUCUUAUCGGAGUUCUUGACUCCAGUACUAAAAAGACCACAAAAGAGUUUAUCUAAUUUCUUUAGUUGUUGGGAUAUAUUGAAAGCUACUAGACUUAAAAUGCAAGCAGAUUGCGUAUUACAUAACUUCAUAAAAGACAACGUAAUUACAAUUUAAGAGAUCUUCUAAAAAAUUAACUAUAUUUGGAAAUUAUUGGCGGCAACUCCAAUAUGACAAUAUAAACAAAACAAUGAUUUAGUAUCGUUGAUUAUUUAAUACUGCUUAGAAGCACUAUAACACAAAAACACAGCGACUUAGGUUUACUUGGCUGACAAUCAAAUUUGUAUAAGUUUUAUUUACAAAGCAGCAAUUCAUUCCCUUAUAAAAUCAAGAGGCAUUGCUAUCGAACGUGAUAAAUGUAUGUGUAAAGUAUUUGGCAUCAAUGAAAAAUAAUGCUUAAACCAUAUUGACCUUAUUAAGAUCACAUGCUCUGACUGUAAUCACAAUGCUUGUUUAUACAGCACGUGACUAUCAUGUAUUAUAACAUAAACUAAAAUGGACUAUAUUCUAUUGUGAUAAAUUCAAAUUUAAAUUGUUUCGCGUUCCACAUUAAACACAAUCUUGUUGACUUUUGACUUGCUCGCUAAUAUGGCCUUCUCAUAAGGGUCAUAAGCGUUCCGACUCAGCUCAGUCCAAAUCUAAACAUUAUCAUUACAUAUCAGCAGUGAUUUUAUUUAAAAUAUUGUAAGCCCUUAGUCAUGAACAGUUGACAUGUUAAAUUAGGUCAUUACAGCUCAAAUUUGGUACUAUUUGAGAUACAUAUGGUAUCUCUUUUGUACUUACCUAUUAUCUCUUUUGUACUUACCUACAUAUGUUCUGGCUUAGUGUGCGACUGUAGUCUUCAUACAAUAGUUUGUUAUCAAAGAAUAAUAUUUGUCAAAUGCUUCAGGAAAACGAUAUUACUGUAAUAAUUUAGUCAUGGAGUCAAAUAUACAGGCUACAGGUGUUCGUGUGUAUACGUUUAUAGAUGAAAAUAACCACGAUAAGAAAGAUACCACAUGGUGGUACCAAUUUUGUUUACGAUGUCAUCAAGCCGAUACCACUCCAUCGUGGCAACCUUCAUGGUGGACAAAAAUGUUUCCCUUUCCGAUAUUUCCUACGUUCAGACAGUCUGCCCAACAACUAUGUAUAAUUUUAUUCUUCUUCCUCGUCUGGGGUAUUUUUUACGCCGAAAUAGGUGAAGCAGUUAGCUUAAAUGGGGAACUAUUAAGCAUGACAAUUUUAGUGAUAGCCGCGUACUUGAUUGGUUGGAUCUGGUUAAAAAUUACUACGUUACCUGCUCUCAUUGGAAUGUUACUGACGGGUAUAAUGUUUCAAAACUUACACGUAGUACAUAUGACUGAUGAUUAUCGAAAACUUAACCAAGAUCUCAGGAAAAUUGCUUUAGUGAUUAUUUUAACAAGAGCUGGUCUUGGUCUCGAUGCAGGUGUACUUAAAAAACACUAUAUAGCCGUUUUGCAACUUGGUCUCGUGCCCUGGAUGGUCGAAUGUAUGGCUAUUAGUAUAACUACACAUUAUUUAUUAGGCUUACCAUGGAUUUGGGCAUUUUUACUAGGUUCUAUGAUUGCCUCCGUUUCUCCAGCUGUGGUAGUGCCAUGUCUAUUUAGGCUUCGGGACGCUGGCUUUGGUAUUUCUAAAGGUAUACCUACAUUACUGUUGGCUGCAGCUGCAAUAGACGAUUCCGUUAGCGUUGCUGUAUUUGCAAUCAUACUUAAUGCGAUGUUUUCAACGGGUUCAAUGACUUUUAAUAUUGUAAAGGGACCUAUAUCAAUAAUAGCUGGCGUGAUUCUUGGAUCACUUUGGGGUGCUUUUGCGUCUAUUAUUCCAGAAAGAGGAGAUGUAUACGUAGUUCCUUUGAGAUUUCUGACCCUAUUUUUGGGUGGCCUAUUUUCAUUAUUUAUGUCAAGUUUAAUUGGCUGGAGUGGUGCAGGACCCUUAGCAAUUGUAUCGUCAGGUUUUAUAGCAGCAUAUUACUGGGAAAAGCAAGGCUGGCCAGUAAAUAAAAACCCAGUCAGCAAUCUGUUUCGAAUUCUGUGGAUAUUCUUUGAACCAAUACUUUUUGCCUUUACUGGAGCUCAAAUCACAGUCAGUGCCUUAGAUCCUCAAGUUAUAGCAAUGGGUGCUAUAUGUCUAAUAUCGUGCCUAUUAUUACGUGUCAUCGCCACAUUCUUAAUAAGCUUCGGAUGUGGCCUGAACAGUAAAGAGAAACUCUUCAUUGGUAUUACUUGGUUAGCAAAGGCAACAGUUCAGGCAGCAUUGGGUCCAGCUGCAUUAGAUUUAGUUCAUAACGGUCAAACAGCUGGUGAUUCAUUUAUGGAUGAAGAGAGGUACGCAAAGGCAAUCCUGGCUGUAAGCGUACUUAGUGUGGUCAUAUCUGCUCCUAUCGGUGCAAUACUUAUCACUCUAUCUGGACCUCGUUUGCUCAGUCGUGAUUCACAUUUUCAAGAUAUUCAUAUUGAGAAUGAAAAUACAUCGAUCAAAAAUACACCGUUAUGACGAAAACAAAAUAAAAAUAUUUCUACUUAACAGUGUGCUUACAUUUCCAUAAAUGAUCCAUGAUUAUUGUUAUUUUAUUAUAUAAAUUGUAAGCUAUUUGUAAAAAUAGGUAAUAUUUACAU